AGAAAAUACAGCGUACAUACAAUAGGUCAAACGCGCGAUCAGGUGAUUCGGCCAAUUCAUCGCGUCGCAUUUGACUUUUUCCUACUUGAUAAUUUUUAUUCCCUUUCUAACAACAAUGACUUGAUAGAUGCUAUAAUAACACUUAUUUAUUCGUGAUUCUUGCAUACAAAAGAAUACGCAAUGGAGACUGAAACAUCAUUGGCAUCUCCCGAAAAACGCUUCAAACCAUGUGACUGUUGCGAUUUCAAUCCUAUGGAAUGGCCUUGGAGGAAUGCUAUCUUAAAGAUCCGGAAAUGUAUGGAUAGAUGUGUUUAUUGUGGGAAGAAAUUUUCACCAGCCUCAAGACUGCGAAGACAUCUUAAAAAAUCCAAGGAACAUGAAGCUCAGCAAUUCACUAUUGUAAGUGAAGAUGCCGGUAGACCGCCCAGAAAGUGAGUCAGGACCCUUUGAUUUGAUAAAAAUAGGGUUAAUAGCAGUAUGAAAUCGUAUAGGAAUAUUCAGAAUAGCAUUUCCAGUUUCAAAUCCAAUAGGAGAUCAUACAGCGCUUCUAAUCUCUCCACAAUCUCAGCCCACGAAGAACAAAUAUUACACCUGGAAAGGGAAGCUUUUGAUGAUAAUGUAAUAAGAACGUUCCAAAAGCUCAAUCUAUCCACCGUUCACGAUAUUUCACCCGAAAUGAAGGAGCUAUGGAUAAAAUAUAAUGGUAGAAUGCCUUCAAAACUCGAUGCUCGUCGUUGUUGGACAGAUGAACGACCCAGCGAUGCCAAGCUGUUCGCUGCUACCAUCGAGCAGAUCCAAAACUCAUCUGUAACCUGCACUGUCAUUCAACGAGGGGAGCCUACUGACGAGAAAAAAGCUAUUCAAGCUGUAGCACAACUAGCUUUCCCGGAUCCCUGGAACCCGUUAAAGAUAUUAGAUCUCCGCCUUCCUAUUUUAAGAAAUGAUAUUUUCAUGGUCCCGAACGACUUAGUGUGUUCAUAUGAAGUAGACAACUUGCAGGUUUUACUUACCCCAAAGUAUUCUUGGUCCCAACUACAUUUUGGUACGUUCUUCACAUAUCAGCUUUUUGAACUCGGGAUCUCGACUAAUAAUCACAGAUAAUGCAGAUGGCCUGUCAAGCAUUAUUGGUAAGACAGGCAGGAAGAUUUUUGCGACCUUUCCAAACAGCCCUAACAAUAUAAGACUCUUUCGAAGUACUUUGGGCAGGGAAGCAAAACUCGAAGAAAUUGGCCCAUCACUUGAAGGAGGACUCACAUUCACAAUAACUUCUGAUGAUGCCAUCGAUUUGCCUGGAAACUGCUUCCAUGCAGUAUGGACACUCGAAGGCGGCUUCCUCGCAACAUUGGACUUUACCACACCCAGUACAACUAAAGGCUACUCGAGAAUUAUAUCUGCAGGGUUAGAUGAGUUUAUUGGAACGAUGCGCCAGAAAGAUUUGUUCGAUUGGUUCCUUACGUCCUUAGAGAUAGCUUUUAAAAAUGAGUAUGUGGAUGAUGCCGUUUCUUCAUGGAUUGAAUUGUUGGAUCGCACAACAGAAUGGGCGCAUGGACAUCAUGAAUGGGCAAAAAAAGCAGCAGAUUUAUGUGAGAAGUUUCUGUCAUCGCCCGCUUCAUUAGACCAAAUUUGUCCAUGUGGAGGGGGGCAAGGAAAGGCAUUUAGGCAACACUUUCGAGAUUAUCAUCUUCAAGUCUUACACAAACGACAGCAUAAUAAGAGUAAUAAACCUCAAAAGAAACUAUGUAGAUAAUAUAAUGAAUAAUCCUGAAAAUGGAAAAAUCAACUUCGUUUUGCGUAUAUCAUUUAACGUAUUACAAAGUAAAGAACCAACAGUUGAUGGACUACAAUGUUUUCGUAAAGACCCAAAUUUUCUUUAUUUAGUAUUAUGUCGAAGUCAAUUUGGUUGAUUUCGUGUUCCUGCUGAUAAAAUGACCGAACCAUAGUUGAUCGAAAUUCCGUAUACUUUAAUUUCUUAUAUGUAAUAAAGUCCAGGAAAGGAAAUAGGGUAAGGGGAGCGUUGACUGCAUAAG
Sclerotinia trifoliorum is the source of this 2027-nucleotide messenger RNA. NCBI's taxonomy places the organism in Eukaryota, Fungi, Ascomycota, Leotiomycetes, Helotiales, Sclerotiniaceae. The record is from the annotation of a GenBank genome assembly.